This is a messenger RNA of Schistocerca gregaria, 4069 nucleotides long. RefSeq lists its product as uncharacterized. Bases 413 to 4069 code for a protein of 1218 amino acids. Lineage: Eukaryota; Metazoa; Arthropoda; Insecta; Orthoptera; Acrididae. The transcript is spliced from 3 exons. The record is from RefSeq and is a predicted model, not a curated record.
GGAGCAUGAGUUCUUCGAAAGUGGACGACGAAGGGCUGCAGGUACUAGAAGUAGGUGGUAUUGCGCAUGUGCAGAGCGUGCAAGAAGAGCGCGACGAAAGGGUGGAGGAGGACGUGGUGUGGAAGUUGGAGUACCUGAAGUCAGAUCGUACGCCGGUGGGAGGUGGGAUUUGAACAGAGCGGUUUGUGGGGGUCGUGUACACGAAGAGAAGAGGUUUUCGGUUUUUUCGGAGCCGGAGUUCGACUGCGUCAGGUAUUUAUUGGAGCGUCUGGAGAAGGAGGUGGAGGAGUCGAGCGCGAGGGAUUCGGUGCCGUUGUCGCCGUACGCGUCGCUGAUAGCUCAGCUGCAGGCGUGGUUGUCUGAGCUGCAGAAGUUGAUAAGGAGCGAGGUGACGCAGAACGGGCUUUCGUUGAUGUCUCAGGCGUUGAGAGUGCGCGAGUUUUUGGAGUCUUUGUCCGGUUUGUACGACAGGUUGUGGACGUGUGGGAGCCAAUUGGCCGAGUUGAGGGGGAAGUUUCAGGAGCCGUGCGCCUGCCUCAGGAAGAGGCUUGGGCAGAUGAGGAACGUGUUGGCGCUGUGCGGGUUGUUGAAGAGCACGCAGUUGUAUUUGUUGUUGGCACUUAAGUUGGCGCGGAUAGUGGUGAUGCAGAGGGGGGUGCGGGAGGUGGAGGAGGGCGAGGAGGGUCCGUCGGAGGGCGCCGCGUCGGUGGAGAGGGGCUUGAAUGAGAGUUCGGAGCUCGCGGUGCAGGGAGAGUCGCUGAGCGAGGAGAUAGAGGUCGUGCGUUUUCCCGGGUCUUCGGUUAGGAAGAGGUUGGUGAAGGCUUCGCUGGUCGACCUGUAUAAGAUUGACCGGUUUUGUCAACAGGCUGCGGCGGGUCACCAGAAGCGCGCCGUUCAGCUUUUGUUCCAGUUGCAGCAUUUGAAGAGCGAGAGCGGUUUGGAGGGGAUCGAGGUGGUCGAUCGCCAGACGCAAUGGAUCAGGGCGUUGAGCAGAUGCAUGCGCGGUCGCCUGGAGAGCGCGGUGACGUCGAACAUUGAAAGGGAGGUAUCAAGGUGGGAGGCGAGGCGCAGGGACGGAAGGAGCGUUUCGGUGGCGGCGCUUGGUCGGGGCGAGGCGGAGGUUAGAGUUUGGUCGGAUUUUGGUCCGGUGUCGAUGCUGGAUCGGUACGCGGGUGGUCACGUUAGAAGAGAGGCGUCGUUUGCGGCGGCCGGUUCGAGCGAGGACCUUUUGUCGGCGGCGUGGGUCGACCUUUACAAGCUGGACGCGUUUCCGGGAGUGCUGGAGCGGAUGUUGGAGGGGUGGGCGUCCGAAUGGAAGUCUAGCGAGGAGAGACACCUGAGCUGGAUAUCUGGACAUUUGGGUCGGUUGGGAGAGAAAGAAGUCCAGCCAGAGUUCAACAAGUUGACGGACUGGCUCGAGGCGUUCGAGGAGUUGGGAGACGCGGUCUCAAGGUACACGUUUCGGAUCGGGUUGGCGGUGCGGUGCAUCAGGGGAUUGGUGAGGGGCAUUUUGAGAGAACAGAGAGAAGACGAGUACAUUUACAAGCCCUGUUUGGAGGCGGAGAAAUGGGGUUGGAGGGACGAUCAGAAGCUCAUUGACGUCGGAGAGCCAGUUCCAAGCGCAGAGUGGACGUAUUACACACAUUUUAGGCCUUUGGACGCGUCGUCUCUUUCCGAGAUUCCCUCGAGAGUUUGGCUGUACGACCUGCCGGAUCGCGAGUUGCCGUGUUGGACGCCGGCGGGUCUGUAUCGCCUUUCCGCGGGGUUGGCGCCGUUCUCGUUUCCCCCGUUUUUGCUUCAGUGCCCGUCGUUCGCGUAUUUCCACCUCUGGCACUCCGCGGUCGACCGGAUUCUGGGGAGCAAGUUGGGGGCGGCCGGAGACGCCUUCGGCGCCGACCCGACGUUGUACCCGUCGGUGGUCGCGGCGAUCUCCUCCAGCCUCGAGGCGCACUUGGACAGCGUGCGAGCUCAGUUGCGGGAGACGUGGGGGAGGGACCCGCGCGAGCGCCACCGCACCCUCGCGGGGGACAUAGCGUGGAUUUCCGUCCUGAACCAGCUGGAGUUUUUCUCCUGCUUGCCCCCGAGGGAAUACGCGUCCGCGCUGUCGACCCUCGCCGUAGAGGUCACCUGGCUCCUCUUGAAGCCGUUCCACUGCGCCUACAUACGGGCGCAAACGCGCGUGUACGCGGAGCUGCUCCAGCAGAUCGACCAGUGGGCGUACAGACUCGCCGAAUGGAAGGACCGGUGGCAACAGCUGGCCAUGCUCCAGGAAGCCCCCUCUCUGCCCCCCGCGCGCGCGGAGGCGACCGACGCCGGCAAGAAGGCGCUCGAGCCCGCAGCGGGACCGCGGGGCAUCGAGCGGACGACGCCCGAACAGCCGCAAAGACCGCCCUCCUGGAAAAAAUCCCUAAAGACCUUCUUCAAUCAAGGCUUCAACAAGGCUCGCUCCUCUCCUUCCGGCGAAGCGCCGCCCGGAGACAAUUCAGACCAAACGCCGGAAUUCUCCUCUUGGCAACAGACCCUGGCCGACUACUUCUCGCUAAUUCUAGACGUGAUGCGUCCAGGACCUCGGCCCAUUCAGAACGCCCUCAUCUUGGGCCUCGCGAGCGACUGCUGGCUCAAACUAACCUCUCAGAAACUGCAACAGCUCCACCGCCGAAUUCGAAUCCAUUUGCAGCAGGAAAUCCUCGCGUGGGAAGCGAGCUUUCCGUUCGAGCAAAUCACGAUCCAACACCACCAAACGCUCUCCUGCGUGCUUCGCGGCGCCAUGCAGCUGGAAUGCGAAAUCAACCACCGCGUGGUGCGGCAGCUCGUCGAUUCCGGCGGGCUCUCGGCGGGCUCUCCAGAAAAGGACCCAAUCGCUCACCGCGCCUCCGAACACCAACUCGCCUCCGCCUGGUCACAAACCAGACACGCGUGUGUCGUACUGCAGAUCCGCAUCCUAGACUCAGCGUUCGGCCUGUCAAUACGAAGCGCCCGACAUGCCAUGUCACUGACGUGUCAGUUCGCCACGUUGGACCAAACCGCCGCACACCAAAAUCAGUGGACCAAAUGGUCCAAAGUCAUCAAACAAUUCUCCGAACUGAUAUGGACGCCACUGUACGACCCGGAACAACUCCAAACGCUCGAACUGAAAACUCUCGAUAUAGAAAAACAACUCUCUCAACAAGCCCCUCACUCUCAAACAAAACCUUUGUCCUCUUCAUUCCUCCCAUUCCCUAUAUCUUCACAAUUCCUAUUCACACAACGCGUUCUCUCGUCCUUCGUGCAAUUCUUCUCACAAUUCCACCCAUUCGUUGAACCGCCACUCUUCCCGCAAAAGUCACUGCCACUCUCCGCCCUCUACGUCCUCUGCCUUCACCUCCGCGCAGUCCUCCUCUACACCCUUUCCGUCUCGCUCGUCCACUUCACCGUCGAAGCCACGAAGCUGUGCCUCAUCCGAGACAUCGCGUCCCUCGAACUCCACCUAUCCUCCCUGCACCUCUGCACCCGCCCCUGUUCCUGCCGCGACCUCCCCGCGUCCACCCCUUCCCUCACCUGUCCAGAGGAAUGGGUGAAGGCCCACACACACCUCUGGCUCCAAAACUUCAGACUCCUCCUCUUCUCUGCCUCCGCCGACGUCUUCCUCGCGGCCCAACUGCUCAAAGCGCGCCUCGGCUACGCCGACGCAAACACUUCGGACCGCCGCGCAACUUCGCCUCGCGGCCGCAUCGAGUCCCUGCUCCAAUCCUGGGAGGGCCACUGGCACCGGUCCGGAGACCUCGACCUCUCUCCACUCGCCUGGGCCAUCUUGUGCCUGCACCCGAUGGUGGUUCUCCACGUCCUGUUAACGAGGAAAGGCAAAAACGCGUCGGAAUUGGCGCGCUCAAACAAACAAGACGCCCAAGACUACGUCGAGUGGCUAGAGUCGGCACCGCUCGAACUACAACUCCAACUCGUCAACGAGACUCUGAGAACGCUGGCCGAGGAGGAUCAGGCUGCCGCCGCCGACAUUGAGGACACAGCGAAGAUCCUGUUCGAGAUACGGCUGAUAAAAAAAGAGAUGGCAGCAAGGACCAACCAGGGAUGA